CGGAUUUUGAAUUUAUACCUGUACGGCAUUAUCGGAAAUUCACGAGGAAAUUCGCGACGCAGACGUAAUGAAAAUCGCAAAUCGCCAUAAUCAAUUCGAGUGUUUUUCGUAAUAAACUUUAUCGGCGGCCGAGCGCGAUUAUUGUUGCGAUCAAUUAUUUUUUAACAACUUUCAAGUGGCUAGUGGCGCCAGACUCGAAUAAAAUUCUUGUUAAUCGUGAGCGCCGGUAGGCCACACUACACAACCAACAAACAAUACUUUGUAUAGUUCAUUGCAGUUAUAAUUUGUUCCAGGACAUUUGUAUUCAAAAUUAUAUUUAAUACAAUGAGUGCUAAAACAAAACAAAAAAAAAUGGCCGAGUAUAUCACAACAACAACCACAGAUAACUCAAAAAAAAGAGUUCGAAACAAUGAUGGAGAUGAUUCAGAAUCUAAAAAGCCCAAAUCGACACAAGUUGAUUUGAACAAAAUAAAUUUUGAUUGUGAGAAAAAAAGUGCUAAAGGCCUUACUUGGAAUCUGAAAAUUAUUUCAUGGAAUGUUGCCGGUCUUAGAGCAUGGCUUAAGAAAGAUGUUGUAGAAUAUCUUAAAAAGGAGGAUCCAGAUAUUAUUUGCUUACAAGAAAUCAAAUGCACCGAAAAACAAAUGCCGGAUGAAGCAAAGUUACCUGGAUAUAAAAUUUAUAUUAAUUCAGGUGACAAGGCUGGUUACUCAGGGGUUGCUUUAUAUUCUAAGACAAAGCCUAUUAGUGUGAGAAUGGGAAAAGAAAUAAAAGAAUUGGAUGAUAAUGAAGGUCGUGUGAUUGAAGCAGAAUAUGAACAAUUUUUCCUGGUUUCUACUUAUAUUCCAAAUGCUGGCGCAGGGUUAAAAACAUUGCCAAAAAGAAUGAAAUGGGAUGAGGCAUUUCGUAAAUAUUUAAAAGAGUUAGAUACCAAAAAACCAGUUGUGUUAACUGGUGAUUUGAAUGUUGCUCAUGAAGAAAUUGAUAUCGCAAAUCCAAAAACUAAUACAAAGAGUGCAGGUUUUACUAAAGAAGAAAGAGACAAUAUGUCAUUGCUUCUUGAACAAGGAUUCAUUGAUACAUUUAGAACAUUAAACCCUGAGAAAACUGGAGCCUAUACUUUUUGGACUUAUUUUCAUAACUCAAGAGCUAAAAAUGUUGGAUGGAGACUGGACUAUUUUAUAUCAUCAAAAAGAUUCAUGGAUAAUGUAUGUGACAGUACUAUAAGAAACGAAGUACUAGGUAGUGAUCACUGUCCAAUUGUGUUUUACAUUAGUGUUUGAUCAUAAAAUUAUUUUUUUGAAAAUUGUAAGACUAAUAAAGUAUACAAUGUACAAAUUACUUCUGUAAGUGAUUUUACAAUAAUGAGUUAACAUACUACUUUUCUUUAAAUCAAUUAUUGUAUGUAACUAAAGUAAAACAAAUUUAAUAAAUUAACACAUCUGAAUCUCA
This is a messenger RNA of Metopolophium dirhodum (rose-grain aphid), 1450 nucleotides long. It is a transcript of the gene Rrp1, whose product is annotated as exodeoxyribonuclease. Bases 325 to 1281 code for a protein of 318 amino acids. NCBI's taxonomy places the organism in Eukaryota, Metazoa, Arthropoda, Insecta, Hemiptera, Aphididae. The record is from RefSeq and is a predicted model, not a curated record. Gene Ontology annotation, cellular component: nucleus. Gene Ontology annotation, biological process: base-excision repair. The transcript is spliced from 7 exons. Gene Ontology annotation, molecular function: phosphoric diester hydrolase activity; DNA-(apurinic or apyrimidinic site) endonuclease activity; double-stranded DNA 3'-5' DNA exonuclease activity.